Messenger RNA from Orbicella faveolata, 2306 nucleotides. RefSeq names its product anoctamin-4-like. The record is from RefSeq and is a predicted model, not a curated record. Gene Ontology annotation, molecular function: chloride channel activity; protein dimerization activity. NCBI's taxonomy places the organism in Eukaryota, Metazoa, Cnidaria, Anthozoa, Scleractinia, Merulinidae. Gene Ontology annotation, biological process: chloride transmembrane transport. Gene Ontology annotation, cellular component: plasma membrane.
AACGGAAACAGAGACCAAAGGCGCGCGGUACGAAUCGAGUGUCGUGACCUUCCACAACAAAAAAAAAUAGGGUUUUCGGUUGUAUACACAAUUCGUCAGUCGUUGACUAACUGGCCGCUGUAGAGGAGUUAUUCGGGCAGAUGGGUCCCGCUUUAGUGGCUAUUGCCGUUGUGAAGAGGUGCGUGAAUAUAUGCAACGUCCGCCGGGACAACAAAAAGCGGCCGUUGCAGAGAGGUGCCUGUUCUCGGAGGUCCUCAACGGUAGUUCACUCAACAUUCCCAGCUAUCUUUUUUUGGCUUAUCUUAACGUCAUCGAUUGUAAAUUUCCUUUGUGAUUUUCCCCAAUAAAAGUUCUUUUGGGUUCAAUUUGGAUACAUUGUGAAGGCCUAAAGAGCACCAGACGCGAUGUUCACCCGCUGGAUGCGGAUGGGACGUUCGCAUCCCCAUGGAAGUUUAAGAUGGGACUGCAAUUUCUUUGUUUUACUGGAAGCAGUCCACGUGAUUGUCUUAUCAUUCAGAGCACUCCUUUAAUUUAUUCCCCUCAUAUUAAUGUGUCUGUACAUAUCAGUAGGUGAUCAUGACAUAAUGUGGUGCUAUUUUCAGUUCUCCAGUACGGCUUUGUGACCAUGUUUGUGUCCGCCUUCCCGCUCGCACCACUCUUCGCACUCAUUAACGCCGUCUUGGAGAUUCGAGUGGAUGCUAUCAACUUUGUGUCUUACCACCGAAGGCCACAGACCAUUCGCGUUGAAGAUAUAGGGGCCUGGUACGGAGUACUGGAGGCAGUGACCAAAGUGGCAGUCAUAAUGAACGCAUUCGUAUUGGCAUUCACCUCUGAUUUCAUUCCCAAGCUCCUCUACAAAUACAAGUAUGCGCCGGACCAUGAUUCACCGGGAGGAGGCACCUUAAAAGGAUACCUCAACAACAGCCUGGCUGCGAUUGAUCUUAAGACCCUUUACACUUGGGAGCCUGGAACAGAACCUGUGAACCCUACUGAAAACGUGAAUUAUACCAGAGACUACUGCAGGUAUUCUGGUUACCACGACAGCACCUACCCUUACAACUACUCCGAGCAGUACUGGAAUCUGAUUGCUGCUCGACUCGCCUUCGUCGUGGUGUUCUUCUUCGUGGUACACUCAAUAACCGCCAUGAUAGCUUGGAUCGUUCCUGAUGUUCCUGAGAACCUGAAGUUUAAGAUGGAAAGAGAGAAGCAAGUGGUCAAGGAAAAACUAGGAGUCGCCAGCGAUGACGAAGAAAGUGAAGAUGAAGAAGAUAAAACGGGUACAACUUCGCAAAAACCAGUGCUUAAAUCUGACAUUUAGUUAAGGCCUAAUGCUCCGACGAUGCCUUUCCCUAAUCAUAUCAUGAUAACAAAACGGUGUCUAGUGAACAUGCAUAUCACGGCUACUUUGGAAUACUUCGUAAGACUAAGGGUAACAGCUGCAUUUGUUGGUCAAACUAGUAUACAGAGUAGAUUGACUGUACUGCAUAUCAGUGAGAGUAGAUUGACAAAGCACAACAGUGUUGUGGCUCAGUGGUAGAGGGAUUUCACCAUAAUCGGAAAUUUCAUAUUUUCGAACAAUAAAUACUGAAAGUAUAGCUAAGAUUUAAUCUUUUUGAUAAGGCAGAGGCCGUGAAAAGAAAAACUUUAACCUAGCUUAUGGUUAUUUGGGUUUCUUGUCUGCGUUUUAAUAUCAGGUUUUGCUGCACUUUCAAAACAAACGCCUCUUUAAACUCAUCAGGCUACUGAAAAAAAAAAAAGAAAAAAAACGUCCAACAAUAGUCAGUGGUUCAAUGUAGUAAAAUACUAUCCAUCAUAAGAGGCAAUUUAAUUUUGGGUUAAUCUAUACACCUGGAGCAUGGUGAAAACGGGGUCUCAAUCGAUAGAGCUCUGUCAAUGAUGACAGUGGAACCGAGUAAGUCUGCGGUGUAAGAGGUCUCUUGGUCUGCACCAUGAACGUGAAAACAUGUGUGAAAAUAAGUGAGUGGGUGCACUUCAGGAGUUUGAAACUUUAAGCCGCGACACAUUGAGUUCGUUUUUGCUACGACAGCUUCCGUUUUUGCUCUCCACACUAACUGGCGAGGUAGGGCUAGCGUUUUCAUAUGUCUCCAUUCUGAAGAACUUUUUUAAAAUAUACGUUUACUCACGAAAAUGCAUCAAAAUGUACAUGAUAUCAAAUGAAAACGCACCAGUUUGGACAAAUACAAUGAACUGAAUUUAUCGUUUGAAGUUUCAGUUUCCUACUCCAAAACCUUCUAAACUAGCUAGUUUUGUGGAUUACAGGCAAUAAAAUCUGUUUAGUGAGCUAC